This is a messenger RNA of Pundamilia nyererei, 1941 nucleotides long. RefSeq names its product dehydrogenase/reductase (SDR family) member 7B (gene dhrs7b). Lineage: Eukaryota; Metazoa; Chordata; Actinopteri; Cichliformes; Cichlidae. The transcript has 7 exons. Gene Ontology annotation, molecular function: oxidoreductase activity. The record is from RefSeq and is a predicted model, not a curated record. Bases 180 to 1115 code for a protein of 311 amino acids. Gene Ontology annotation, cellular component: membrane.
UUGUUAAGUGCACACUCCAGAUCAGACGGUGGCGCUAAAGCGACCAAAAGCUGUUUUUCUAACCGUCAAUAAAGACAAAACAGAAGGAAGAAGAUCAGCUAAAAGAAGAGGAGACACAUUGACACAUUACUGCUGCUCUGCUCAGCAGCACGGCUCAGGUAGCUGGUGAUUGCCAAGUAAUGGAGCGUGUGAUGGGAGGAGGAAUGCUACCGGUGGUUUUAACCGGUUUGGGAGUCGUAUUGUUGUACCGGAUACUUGUACGUCUCAGAAAAGGGGCUUCAGUCCAAGGUGCUGUAGUGGUCAUAACUGGGGCCAGCUCUGGACUCGGGAAAGAGUGUGCGCGGGUCUUCCACGCUGCAGGUGCACAGCUUGUGCUGUGUGGACGUGACGCAGCUCGCCUGCAGCAGGUGGUCCAAGAACUAACAGCGAGUUCAGCAAACACACAGAAACUGAUUCACACUCCCUGUACUGUUGUCUUCGACCUGGCUAAAACGGACACGGUGGAGAGAGCUGCAGAAGAGAUCCUGAAAUGUUACGGACAAGUGGACAUCCUCAUUAAUAAUGCUGGAAUCAGUUACCGUGGCAAUAUACUAGAGACUCACAUUUCAGUUCAGCGGGAUGUUAUGGAGACAAAUUACUUCGGGCCCGUUGCUCUUACACAAGCUCUCCUGCCUUCCAUGGUUCGCCGGCGCAGCGGCCAUAUUGUAGUGAUUAGCAGCGUCCAGGGGAAGAUAGCCAUUCCUUACCGGUCAGCCUAUGCUGCGUCCAAGCACGCCACCCAGGCCUACUUCGACUGCUUGCGGGCAGAGAUGGAGCGCUACGGGAUCCCAGUGACUGUGAUCAGCCCCGGGUACAUCCAAACCAACCUGUCGAUCAACGCUGUCACAGGAGAUGGAUCCAAGUAUGGAGUAUUGGACAGAACUACAGCUACGGGCUGGGACCCCAGGGACGUGGCGUGGGAAGUCCUAAAGGCUGUUCGUCAGCAAAGUAAAGACGUGGUUUUGGCCGGCCCUCUGCCCACUGCUGCAGUAUACCUCCGCACACUCUGGCCUGCACUUUUCUUCAAGCUCAUGUCCUCGCGCGCUCGCAAGGAGCAAAAACCUAAGGAUGAGUGAUGUUCAAGCUGGUGAGGUCUAGGACCUGAAAUAAGCAAGACUUUGGAGGAAAUGAGGAGAUCUGUUUUAUAACAUCUGGGACAGAGCUGGAGUGGGUUUUUGUACUAUUCAUUGUUUAAUGUCUAAUUUACAUGUUGAUAUUGUCUGUCAUGUCUGAGAAACUUUUACCCUUCCCACCCAAAAACAACAAAUUGUUGGCAAAAGCCUGCAGUAUCACAUUUUGCAGGCUGGUGAGAAGAGAUGGUUUAAUUUGAACUCCAUAAUUUGGGACUCCUGAUGCAAACAGAACAACUUAAAUAAACCAAACUGUGGUAAAGGAAUCAUGUCUGAUGUUUUGGCAGAAUGUCUACCCACAACUGUGUCACUUACUCUCCUUUAAAAUAUCUACUGUGGUUACAAAGUCAACGUUUGCCAACAAUUUCUCAUUGAAAAAUGGUGCAGCACCCGACCUGUUUCUGGGUCAUAUUUUCCAUGCAGUAUGCAGAGCACAUCACUGAAAAUGAGUCACUUCAGCACACGUACGUGCAGUCGAGUUUUUGUUUCCAGCUAAUAUUCUUUGUCAAGUGUCGUCUGGAUUGGAGCAUGAUUGCACUUUUAUUGGGAGCAGCGAGGAAUUCAGUGUGGAAUCUGUGCGGAUAAACCACUCAUCCAUCUCUGGAGAAGCUGACAAACCUGUCAGAAACAAGCCCAAGGCCAAAGACCGAACUUUGUACAAGCUUGCAUAUGAACUGCUGUGUAUCCCCCAAACACAGUGAAUACAAGAAAACAGGCAGGUUUUUAUAACUAUCUUUAUGCACAGAAUAAAACACCUUUUACAAACUGAAAA